This is a messenger RNA of Lodderomyces oxycetoniae, 2937 nucleotides long. RefSeq lists its product as uncharacterized. NCBI's taxonomy places the organism in Eukaryota, Fungi, Ascomycota, Pichiomycetes, Serinales, Debaryomycetaceae. The record is from RefSeq and is a predicted model, not a curated record. The transcript has a single exon. Gene Ontology annotation, cellular component: nucleus; cytosol. Gene Ontology annotation, molecular function: protein phosphatase regulator activity; protein phosphatase binding. Bases 1 to 2937 code for a protein of 978 amino acids.
AUGUCGGGGUCUUUUUGGAAGUUCAACAAUGGUUUUACUUCUCUUUCCAAUAUCAGCACAUUACUCGAGAAUCACAACCAAAGUCGAGAGCAGAGCAACUCGUCAGCAAAUAGGCAAGAGGAAGAACGCGAACAACAUGAUUUGUUGAUAAAACUACUAGACGAGAAUGACUUGUUACAGGAGCUAUUAUCGAAUAAUCCCAUGCUUUUAGAGUUUUUGAGAGAGGAAAAAGUGUUGAGCAUGCUAGUGGAUAUUGUCAUUUCCAAAAACAGCCAAGGAUUCGACUCUAGUGAAGAUGAAACGGCGAUAAACUCAAGUGUUUCUGAUACAGAAAAAGGUAAAAUACGAGAUACUGACAAAAAAUUGGAGAAAGGGGAGCAAAAGAAAAAGGAGAAGGUAGAGGAAGAUUAUGAGGAAGAAGACGACGAGGACGAGGACGAGGACGAGGAGGGGGAGGAGGAGGAGGAAGGAGACGAAGAAUCCCCUGAGGAUAAAUUUAGAAGAAGGGCGACAUUAGCAUCGGAAGUGCUAAGUGCAGAUGUUUGGUCUCUAACAGAUACAGUGAUGGAGUCUACGGCAAACCUCAACAAGUUAUGGAACAUUUUGGAUUCAAGAGAGGCACUUGAUGUUCACGUAUCAACUCACUUUAUGAAAAUAAUGGAACAUUUGCUAGACAUGAAGUGCGACGAGAUGAUUACAUACUUGAUAGAAAACCAGCCAAAUUUAGUGGAAAAGUUUAUAAAUCAUUUGUCAAACCCUCCAUUGAUGGAUUUUUUGUUGAAAUUGAUAUCCACAGACAAACCAGACAACUCAACAGGAAUAAUAGAUUCCUUGCAAAACCAAAAUUUGAUAUCACAGUUGAUACAAGCAUUGGAUGUUUGCAACAAUCCCGCUGGUGGUGACGAUGCUGAUAAAGAUGAUGCCCGUAAAGGCAAGAGUCACGAACUAUUACUAAUUGAGCAAAGCAGUGCGGCCGAUUUUUUGAAAGCUUUAAUCACGAUAUCUGCUAACUCAACAGCUGACAACUCCACGAUCGGGCCCAAUGAAUUGACCCGAGAGUUAGUCAGUAAGGAGCAAAUCACCCAUUUAUGUAACAUUAUGCUUAAAGGAGGCUACGCUUUAGCAAACGGAGUUGGAAUUAUUAUUGAAAUAAUCAGGAAAAAUAACUCAGACUAUGAUAUUUUACCCAUUUUGUAUAUUACUUUGGAAAGCCAUCCUCCCACGGGAAGGGACCCUAUAUACUUGGGCCAUUUACUUCGCGUGUUUGGAGAAAAUAUUGAGAAUUUCAAUAACUUGUUAAUGAAGGAAGACAGAGAUCCCAAAUUGAGAACACCCUUUGGUAUUAUAGAACCCUUGGGGUUUGAAAGGUUCAAGAUUUGUGAGUUGGUGGCUGAAUUGUUGCACUGUUCCAAUAUGGCGCUCCUAAACGACAACAGGGGGUUCGACGUUGUAAAAGAACGUGACGAAGUGCGAGAGAAGAUGAAAGAGUUUGAUCCGAUAAGCUUCAAAUAUAACGAGACUAUUAUUUUGCCAAAGGAGGAUACUUUUGACGAACGUGUUGAUGAUGAUGAUGAUGAUGAUGAUGUUGAUGAUGUUGAUGAUGAUCAUGAUGAUGUGAGUGUGAAUGUUAAUUUGAAAUCAGAUGUUACGUCAAAGAACAGUGAGACUGCAGACGAUACAAUAGACGAGUUUAACAAGCAAGAGGAAAUGACGGAGGAAGAAGAGCCACAUGCUAAUUCAAAUUUGUCUGAGGAAGAAAUACGGUCGAAUCCAGUGGUUGGUGAUUUUUUAAAGAUUGCUCUCUUUGACACACAAAUAAUCUCCAACAUUUUGUCAAUGUUUUUCCGUUUUCCAUGGAACAAUUUCUUACACAAUGUUGUGUUUGAUAUUGUUCAGCAGGUUUUGAACGGAUCUAUGGAUAUAGGAUUCAAUAAGUUCCUAGCUAUAGAUUUGUUUCAUCUGGCAGAUAUCACAAACAAAAUAAUAGAGGGACAAAAAUUGUGUACGGAUUACGAAACAAGCCAUAACGGUCUCAGGUUGGGCUUUAUGGGUCAUUUGACUUUGAUAGCUGAGGAAGUUGUGAAAUUUGUUCAGCUAUUCCCAUUAAACACCCUUAGUGAGUAUAUCAAUGGAAAAAUUGAGAGUGAUGUGUGGGAGGAUUAUGUCAGUAAUGUUCUUUAUGAUACACGAGAAAAAUACAAUACUAUUUUGGGAGGUAAUGACGAUGAUGAUGAUGAUGACGAGGAGGAUGAGAGUACGACAUUUGAUGAGGGGUUGGGUGAGAUAAUCGAGGAGGUUAAAACGGGUUUAGUAUUUCAAGACGAUGAAGAUGAGGAAGGAGAGGAGGAAGAGGAGGAAGAGGAAGUCGAGGAGAGGGGUGUGCCGGAUGAGGGGCAUGAAGAAGAAGAAGAAGAAGAGGAGGUGGAGGUGGAUGAGGAAGAAGAAGAUAAUGACGAUGAUGAAGAGGAGGAGGCGGAUGUUACAAAAGAAAGAGAUAUAAAUGAUAAAAAUAGUACCUUAAAAGCUUUGAAGAUGAAGAAGAAGGACUUGUUGGACAGUGAUGAAUCUGAAUCAGAUGAAGACGAGCACUUUUCAAACUACAUGUCUGAACAAUUGACAAGCGCGUCAAUCAAUAUCAACAAGAAAAGCAAUGAAGGUGAAUUUGAAAGCUCUAACAAAGACGAAGAUAACGAAAAGGUAAGUGGCGACGACGAUUCGGAUUGCGAAAGCAGUGGAGAGGAUUCAGACGAAUAUAUCGAUCCCAAUGAUGAUGGUAUGCUGUAUAAAAAAUUGAACCCAUUAUAUGACAAUUUGGGUAUUUUGAAAAGAAAUGACAAUUCAGAUGACGAGAAGAUAGAGGCGGAUGCCAAAGUUGACGAAGAUUUUAGUACAAGCUCUGAUUCAAGUUCAUCAGAGGAGGAGCUUGAUCAGAGUUGA